AAUAUUUAUGACAAGAGUGCAAGCAUUGAGUAAUUACUCUAUAUUAGUAAUAUAUUAUUAUAUUAUUUUAUAUCUUAUAUUAUUAAUUUAUUACUACAGAACAAGAUAUUACUCUAUGAGUGCAGGGCUUACAUUGAAAGUUGACUGAAGUCAUUUUUAUUACUUAUGGCUCAUGAUCUGGAUCAAUAAAUUAUUUAUAAAACCCCGUUAAAUCUAUACCUUAUUAUAGAAAUAACAUAAGUUUAAGCAUAUCAGGUUACAUUAGGUAUAUUAUUAAUUUUCAAUUUUGUUUAAGGAUAACAUUGAUUAUAAAAUUAUAAUUAAGCAAUAUGGAAUUAUUAAUUAAAAGUGUUGGUGAUAUUGAUUAUCAACCCGAAAAAUAUGUCAAAGAAUUAUCCCAAAGGUGUAUGGGUCCGGAAGAACUGUUGCAACAGAAAAUUAAUGUGCAAUCAUUGGGUGAACAAAUUAAUACAUUGCUUAAGAAAAAUGUAUUCUACAAUUAUACUCAGUUUAUUGAUACUGCUAAAGAAAUAGCUAAUUUAGAAGGUGAAAUGUAUCAGUUGUCACAUUUGCUAACUGAACAAGCAUCUUUACUUAAUUCAUUGGCUAGUUCUUCAAUUGUUAGUAUAAACAUUUCUAAUUCAGGCAAAGAAAUUAAUGGAAUUAAAAAUAUUGAAGUAGAUAAUAUAAUUGAAGAAAAAAGGGUUCAGAAGUUGUUAAAUAUUAUGGAAAGAGUAGAAAAUUGUCAUAAUUUAGUUGAUGUUCCCGGUCGUAAGUGCUUGCAUGAAGGAGAUUUAUUAGAAUUGGAUCCUAUUGAAAAUACACCUGUCCAAAGAAUUCAUUGUUACUUGUUUACAGAUAUUUGUAUUGUUUCUAGUUGGUUGUCUAGCAGACGUGGACCAGCUAGAUAUAGAUUUCAGUCAACGUAUGACUUGGGUAAUCUUGCUGUUGUUAAUAUUAAAGACAUAAAAAAUGCAUUUAAACUGCUUGCUUUUCCUGAAACUAGAGUAUUUCAAGCACCAAAUACUGGAUUAAAGAAUGAUUGGUUAUCAAGAUUUGAAGCUGCUAAGAAGUCUCAAAUUUCUAUUGACAAGAUGAAAAAUAUUGAACAUAAAACAAUCCAAAGAACCGAUUCCAUUCAAAUAGUUCAUAAUUCAUUUGAACCUGAAAAUUCAGAAACAGAAUUACCUGAAUGGAUCAUUGAUUUAGCUGAUGAUUUAGAUGUAUUAAUUGCUCAAAGGCAUUUCGAAGAUGCAAAUUCUUUAAUUUCUAAAGCCAAACAAUAUUUAGAAAAUCAUUGUCAUCAAAUGUCAACACUAAUUGAACAAGAAAUAAAAUCUAAAUUAGAAAAUCGUAUUGAAACACUAACUUUAGUAUUAACUAAAGAACUUCAAGUUUCUCCAGAUAAAUCACAUAAAGGUGGAUUAAGAGCAGCUCGAAGAGCAGUUCGAAUUUUAAAUCAAUUAGAUAAAUCGUCUCAAGCAUGUGAUUUAUUUUUGAAAGUCUGUUCAAAUUUAUUGAAAUCUCAGUUACAAUACGUCAAACGUGAUGGUGCAAUGGCUACAUUUGUUAAAAAAUAUUCUAUGGUGUUUUUUGGAACCACAAUAGAAAUCACUCAUGAAUUCUUGUACAAAGCUUUUCCAAACAGUCCAGCUUGUUCAUCAGCUUUUAUUUUAUGGACUAUUCAAGAAGUCAACGAUUUUAUGGUUAUAUUGAUUAAACACAUGUUCAUUCCUCAAACAUCUUUAUCAAAUUUAUCUGAAUGUAUAAAAGCAAUACACAAAAAUUGCCAUGAGCUCUGUGAUUAUGGAAUUGAUCUACAGUUUCAAAUUGAUGGCCAACUUAGAAUUCCUCUAACUAAAGCAAUAAAUGAUAUUAAAGAUAAAACUAUUGAAGUAAUUAAAAUAAGAUUUUCUGAAGAUAAAUGGAAGCCAUAUAAUCUGAAAACUAAACAACUGAGGGACAAAAUUGUUGAAGAAUUUACAAAUUAUGGUUUUUCAAACUUUGAGUCUUAUAAUAAAGGUGAUUCAUGGUUAAUGUUAACUCAAAACACAAUAACAUUCACACGUACAUAUCUAUUAUUAUUAAAUGAUAGUUUAGUAAUGUAUUCGCCUGAUUUAGCAACUGCCAUUGAUCAACUGUUGUAUGACGUUUUUGCUGCUCACUGUAAUUACAUUAAAAGUUCUUUGAAAAAUAAAAAUUUUAUAAAUGAUAUAAAUAUUAUUACAACCAAUGCUAGAUUUAUUUUAGACAUACUUUUAUCUCAUUGUUUUAAAAUAUAUUCAGCAUCUACAGGUAAUGUUAACCCACAAAUUCACAUUCGUUUGAAAUCGGAAUUCGGAAUUAUUCCUACUCAAAAUAUUACUGGUUAUAUUUAAAAUUGUAUAGUAUUUAAUAUUAAAAUGUUAUUGUAUUUUAUUAUCUUAUUUAAGACAUUUAACUUGAGAUACUUUAUGUUAUUAAGUAUUUUACUAUUUUUAAAUAUAUAAUAUUUUAUUUAUUAAA
This is a messenger RNA of Sipha flava (yellow sugarcane aphid), 2505 nucleotides long. RefSeq names its product exocyst complex component 8 (gene Exo84). The transcript has 13 exons. Gene Ontology annotation, biological process: Golgi to plasma membrane transport; exocytosis; intracellular protein localization. Gene Ontology annotation, cellular component: exocyst. The record is from RefSeq and is a predicted model, not a curated record. Lineage: Eukaryota; Metazoa; Arthropoda; Insecta; Hemiptera; Aphididae. The coding region runs from base 330 to 2378 and encodes 682 amino acids.